Rosa chinensis is the source of this 1877-nucleotide messenger RNA. RefSeq lists its product as uncharacterized. The coding region runs from base 364 to 1854 and encodes 496 amino acids. The record is from RefSeq and is a predicted model, not a curated record. Lineage: Eukaryota; Viridiplantae; Streptophyta; Magnoliopsida; Rosales; Rosaceae. The transcript has 2 exons.
CAUCCCUGUGUUCUUGGGUUCGAACGAAAUCACUGAUAAUUUAGAUGUGAAAUUUUUUUGGAAGGAUUUGCUAAACCAUGUUCUAUGAAUUCACCAAGCUUUGAGAUUUACUUGUUUUAUAUAUAUUAUUAUUAGACGGAAUCAUCACAAAAAGGCACUGGAUCGGUUGACACUGUUGAAUGUUGAUAGUUCAAGCUUUGACAUGGAAAUGUUUUGAUGGGUUGUCUGUCUGUCUUCUGAUACGUAUAAUCUUUUGCUUAGUUUUUUGUCAAAGAGAAUAAGAUCAAAGUUGAAGAAGGAGGAGGGUGCCACAAGCAAUGGUUUUACUACCUCAAAGCCUCUGAGUACAUUACUUCCAUUGUCAUGGAUUCACAGGAGAACCAACAAUCCAUUAACCAACCACAACCCCAUCCAACUCACUCCUUCAACUUCAAAUUGAAAUCAUCUGUAUUCUACGUCUCCUCCAUCCUAAUUCUCGUCCUCGCCGUCUCAUUCAGUUUCACCACAACAAACUUCCUAAAAACCCAACACCUAAAGUACACAUUCUCAUUACAUCCAACCUUGUUUCAAACUCUUCUGGAGUUUAUUCACCCUUCCAAGAAAACCAUACAAACCCAAGAGCCUGAACCCAUUUCGCUUCCCCUCAACUGUGUCCUGUGGAUGGCUCCUUUUCUCUCGGGUGGUGGGUACAGUUCAGAAGGUUGGUCGUAUAUUUUAGCACUCUAUGAACAGAAUAGAACCCGCAGUUUUAGAAUGGCCAUUGAGCAACAUGGUGAUCUAGAGUCCUUUGAGUUCUGGGAGGGAUUGCCUAAAUAUAUGAAAGAUUUGGCAAUUGAGCUUUACCACACAAAAUGUAAUAUGAAAGAGACGAUAGUCAUAUGUCACAGCGAGCCUGGUGCAUGGAACCCUCCAUUGUUUGAAACUCUCCCUUGCCCACCAACUGCUUAUGAAAACUUCAAGUCUGUGAUUGGUCGGACCAUGUUUGAAACUGAUAGGGUGAGUCUCGAGCAUGUAAAGCGCUGUAACAAAAUGGAUUAUGUGUGGGUUCCUACUGAGUUUCAUGUAUCUACAUUCAUAGAAAGUGGGGUUGAUCCAUCUAAGGUGGUCAAAAUUGUGCAGCCUAUUGAUGUGAAGUUCUUUGAUCCAGUUGAGUAUGAGCCAUUAAAUCUUGCUUCUAUAGGGAAAUUGGUCAUGGGGAAGACAACACGUAACUCAAGAUUUGUGUUUAUGAGCAUUUUUAAGUGGGAAUAUAGGAAAGGAUGGGAUGUGUUGCUGAAAUCAUAUUUGGAAGAAUACACUGCAGCAGACAGGGUUACUUUAUAUCUUUUAACAAAUCCAUAUCACUCGGAUAAAGAUUUUAGCAAUAAGAUAGUGGAGUUUGUGCAGAAAGCUGGAAUAGAAAAGCCAGCGACUGGUUGGGCUUCAGUUUAUGUGAUUGACACUCAUGUAGCCCAAUCUGAUUUGCCUCGAAUAUACAAGGCAGCUGAUGCAUUUGUUCUUCCGUCAAGAGGGGAAGGGUGGGGAAGGCCUAUUGUAGAAGCUAUGGCAAUGUCGUUGCCAGUGAUUGCCACAAAUUGGUCGGGACCAACAGAGUAUUUGACCGAAGAGAAUAGCUAUCCAUUGAUAGUGGAUGGGAUGAGUGAAGUAAUGGAAGGGCCUUUCAAAGGACAUCUCUGGGCAGAACCUUCUGUUACUAAGCUUCGGGUGCUAAUGAGGCAUGUAAUGGAUAAUGUCGACGAAGCCAAGGCCAAAGGAAGAAGAGCAAGGGAAGACAUGAUCACCAAGUUUGCUCCGGAGAUUGUUGCAGAUAUUGUUAUCAAACAUGUACAAAACAUAUUUAAAAAGAUGGAUUAAUAGUUCCACCGGUUGUUUUUAAA